Malaya genurostris is the source of this 5575-nucleotide messenger RNA. It is a transcript of the gene Sdc, whose product is annotated as syndecan. Gene Ontology annotation, cellular component: cell surface; membrane. The transcript has 5 exons. The coding region runs from base 779 to 1663 and encodes 294 amino acids. NCBI's taxonomy places the organism in Eukaryota, Metazoa, Arthropoda, Insecta, Diptera, Culicidae. Gene Ontology annotation, biological process: cell migration. The record is from RefSeq and is a predicted model, not a curated record.
CAAGAAUUUCUUGUGUGGUGAUUUUCAUUGAUCAUCAUAGAAGAGUGCAGAGCGUGUGACGGAGGAGUGUUGUGCGAACAAGUUAGUACCCUUCCGAUUGAAAAGAAGUCAUACCGAGAUUUGUUUAUCGCCUCGAGUGAUCAUUUCCGUCAGCAUCCGCUUGCUGAUUGUCCGAAUGUGGUCCGGAAAGGUGUAAUUAGUGCUUUGCAAGUGACCAAAAAGUCCGUGUGCGAACCCGUCGUACAUUCGUUCCGAGCGUGAAAAUUGUGAAAGAUUUACGUUCCUCUCUCGCUUGCUCUGCCUGUCUCGCCUCGCAUCGCAUCGCAUAUACUCACUUGAUUCCCUCCGCCCGUGCUGCCUACCAGCCCGCCCCCGCGGUCUACUUUUAUUUCGUUCCGUUCCAAACCGUGGUGUCGCCUGUGCGAGAAAGUGUGCGUACGAUGUAUGCGUGUGUGUAGUGGUACUGCCUGUCAGGGCACGGAAAGGAAAAUAAUACAUCGGAGCUGGAAUCCGACCAGCAGCAGUAUCAGCAAAUAAAAAGUAUAAAAUUCUUCAAGGGAUACUGAGGAAUUCGCAGAGUUUAGAGUUUACUACUGGUGUGGUUUAGUGCGAAGCCUAUCGCGAAUAAACGGUUUCCCAUUUAGUUUUAUUUUUAUUGUAAAAUUGAGCAAGACAGGAAGUGAACCGUUGCAGGAAACUAAUCCAGCAAGAGAACAGCAAAGAAGGUAGAAAAAUUGAAACAGGAAACAAGAGGUGGUACAGGAGGAGGAGUAGCAGGAUGUAUCUGAAAAGAAUCUACAUAUCGACGACACUGUUGGCGUGUUUUAUGCUGACAGCUCCAUGGUCCGCCUCGGCCCAGGAUGAACAGAAAUCAAAUAACCGCAUCAGUCAGUCGCUGUCGGCGCCGUUCGGCGCGGGAGGUUCUAGUCCAAAUAAUGAUAUCUACAUCGACGAUGAAGGCCUCGAAGGUUCCGGAAGCAGAGGAGAGAUUCGCGACGAUCUAGAGAAGGAAGACGACGAAUCUUCCGGCUCCGGUUACGGCGACGAUGACGAAGACUCCUCCAGCACGAGUCGCAACAGCAACACGAACGUAGGCGCGGGCGGUUCGAAGGACAAGUCCCGCAUUUCCGAAAACAGCGCAGGAGGAUCAGGUGAUCAUGAAACCUACGUUGACGAAGAUGAUGAUGAUCUCUACACUGAAACCAAAAGACCUUCCGUUGAUCCGUCCACGACAGACGAUGAAGAUAUGCCAAUUGGUAAGGACACUAGCAAACAAUCGGGCACCAGCAUAACACACGGUGGCCAAUCACCCGACGGAGACCUCGAGAUCAGCCACACCCAGCACAUUACGCCUACGGACGUCGGCACCGGCGGUCACGGUCACGGUCACGAUAGUACCAACCCGUACGGUGGCAGCGGCGUAUUGAUCAUGAACGCCAAGAAUGAGGACAGGACUGCCAGCUUCUUCGCACAGCCGGGCAUUCUCGCAGCUGUGAUCGGAGGCGCGGUCGUCGGGCUCCUGUGUGCCAUCCUAGUGGUCAUGUUCAUCGUCUACCGGAUGCGGAAAAAGGACGAAGGCAGCUACGCACUGGACGAACCGAAACGGUCGCCCACGGCCAACACCUACGCGAAGAAUGCCAACAAUCGGGAGUUCUACGCCUGAGACUACUCCAUCGACUCCAGUGACGGUGAUUUGUAAGCAGCCAACUAGCAGCAGCGAUUACGUAGUAGCAAAGCAAAGCAAAAAAAAGUAGAGCAUCGCGAGUAAGAGACAGUGAGAAUGUGCGGCGGCAGUAGUUCUAGUAGUGUUGUGUCAUCGGUUUUGUUAGCUGAUUUCUGGACUGAGUUGUCGUUUUUCGCAUGAGAAGAAUUGAAUACAAAUUUGACACUGGGAAAACCGGAAACAACCAACAUGAUAAAGAAAGAAGAAGAAGAAAAAACGAAGUGACGGCACUCGCUCGCUCGCGUGCUUCGAUUUCCUUUUUUUUGUGCUCGCGUGCUCAGUCACUCAAUUACUGUAGAGUCGUCGUCGUCGUCAUCGUGUGUCCGGUGGAGAUCCGGCUGGAAGUAGUAGGAGUUUUCUAGGGUAACCAAUCAAGCAAGUUUAAACACACACACACUACAACAGAAGCAGAAAGAAUACAAAAUUUUACUAACAACAAAACCAAUGGUUAAUGAUGAAGGAAGCAUGCGAAGGUUUUGUUUUUACUUUUUGAUAGCCGUCAGGAUAUUUUCGUAUUUUGUGCGAGAACGCAGUAGGUUAUACACGUGCGGAGCGCGUUUUUAGUGUAUUUUUCUUUCUCUCUCUCUGUCUGUCUCAAAACUACUGCGCCUACUGAUUUAGUUUAUUCAUUUUUUUUUUGGUUUUGAUUUUCCAUUUUUUCGAGAAUCUUUGUGGGUAACGAAAGAAAGAAAGUGUGUGUAGCUAUGCGGCCGUGUACGUGCGGCCGCACGUGGACAAAAAAAAUAAAGCAGCAUUUAUUGAUGGCGGCAGGCGUUUUAGAAUACACUCACUCGUACACAGGCAAAGUUUAGCGUGUAAGGAAAAGGCUAAAAAGUUUAUAUAGUAUAGAUGUUACAUAUUUAUAAAAAAGGCAUGCUAUUGAAAUGAAGGAAAAGAGCCAAUAAAGUUUUUAUUUUUCUUUUCUUUUUUUUUAUAUUAUACAUAUAUAUGUUCUAAAUUAGCCAGUCUUCGCGUUAAGUUCCGUUCGUUUUUUUUUUUUUUUGUUCUCGGCAAUUAUCCUUUUCGAGUGGAACAAUGCAUAAUUAUAUACUACAUCUAAUGAGAAUACUUUAUUGUUAAAGUAUGGUAACGCGGAACGUAAAGCAAGUAAAAACUCUGUAUAGGACAAAAACAAAACAAAAAAAAACAUAUAACUAUUAUUUAUACAAUUACUUAUAAACUUUUUUAACAAAUCAAACAAUAAUCAUUAACGAAAUGGAUUAGUUAAAAUUAAAUCUAUAGCAAUAAACAAACAGACAGAACAUUUACCGGAUUGUUGUUACGUUACGUCGCGCGCAACAGCACCGUAAACAGGCGACUCUCAAAGCGGUUCAAAUCUAAAUUUCUAAACAAACAGUGUCUGUAGGAAGGAAGGGGACAUAUUGUUGACGGAGUGAAUUGAUUGUUUUUGUCUCGGCUCGGGUUUUUAUGGAAGCGCUUGACUAACUUACUUACUGACUGACUGCUGCUCUCGAGAGGGAUAUGAACUGUCUGUUGUCCGUUUGUUCAAUCUCUGCUGGUCAACUCCAGGUGGUGAAAGAGAGAGAGCCAGAGAGAUUAAGGAGGGGUCACUUUUUUUGUCACGCUAGUGAAUUGAGACAGAGCGACUGUCGAACCUAGUUUUGCAAACGUCUGCAGGUUUUGAUUUUAGAUGCAAACUACAACAAAAAAAAAACAAUUACUAGUAGGUAGAAAUUUUCCGCGGUCCUUUUUUUUCAAACUCCGCCGAGUUGAGUAAAUUGUUGAACAAACAAAAAAUCAAAUCGAUUCAUCACUCCCCCUUCUCCUCGAUAGGAGAGGCUGGAGAUUAAAAAAAUUAGAACGAAAACUCGAGCGAAACUAUAACUGAAGGAAAUAUCAUAUACAAAUAGCUUUUAAAAUUAAAAAAAAAUCUGGGCUAAUACAAAAAAUUACAGGCAUGUAUAAAACCACUAAAAAAACUAUUUGCUAUCAAUAGUUAUGAUUGUAUUAGCAUAGUAACUACUAAGCUGGUGUAACGUCUGGUAUUAACUUAAGUGUAGUUGAAUGGAUUACACACGUGUGCUGACGUUGCGGUGGCCUCACUUAAGUAUUAUGAUCCUUUUUCCAAAACAUCAACCGGAACAACAUCUGUUUUUUCUCUGCCUAGUUGAUUUGAAACUACUAGGUUUGCAACUCCUAGCACAAGCCGCCGCCCCCCACAAAGAUGUGUUCGAUGUAUCAAUCAUACAGAAAAUAGACACAAACGCAACUGAUUUACCCCUCCCCCCUCAAAAACUAUACAAUCCGCGACUGUUAUAUCUGAACAAAACAAAAAAGCAGAAUUCAAUUUUAGCGAAUAAACCAAAAUUGUUAUACAACAUUUUACUGUUGCCGCCCCACUAUUCCCGGGUCAAACCGCAAAAAAAAACACUAUCCGUUCGAGCAACAGAUUUUAUAUCCGCAUACUUUCAAACUGCGACAAAAGACCUUCGAACAAUUUCCGAAUAAGACGAAAUUCUCUCCGCCCUCUGGAACCCCGCCUGUCAAAAGCUGCAAACCAACUUGGCACAGUAGGCGGCGGUGAAAUAUAAUCCUCGUAACGCAAACCAGUGAUCAGUGUUUUUAACAACAACAAAAAAACUCUCAUUCGUUACUAUUAAUUAGGGACAAAACAACAAACGUCGAAAAAUUAAAAACAAAAGAAAAAAAACAAAAAUAUAACCCGAAGCUAAAUAAUACGCGUAUAUGCUGCAAAAUUGAUGGACAAUUCAAUGGCCUAACAAUUCUCCACUUGUCUGAGUCGUUUUUGUUAAUUGACUUUAAGGAAAAUGCAAUCAAACAAAACAUGAAAAAUGCUUGGCAGCUUGCUUUAAUUCUAGAAUCGGUUCUAUUCUAAUUUUUUUUAGAGAAAAAAUACUAUAUAUAUAGACAUACACACAUAACUUUUUUUUUGUUCUGUUCGAAGCUAACCAAGCGAAGAGACUGAUUGUAAGGAGAAAAACCGUCGCGUUCGCAAAUUUUGUUUAUAUUCUUAUAAUUCUCCAUAUACCUUUUGUGCCAUUGUCGAAAACGAUAACCACUCUUUUAUUUUUUUAAGAGAUAGCAUUUGUGAACGAAACGUUUUUCCCUUAGUCGCACGUCGCUGCCUCCCACCCCGUCCCCGUUUCCACCUACCAUUCAGCCUCUGUAGUAGCUUAAAAAAACGCUUGUACUCUGCUGGAAAAUCUACCAGGGCGCUGUAUUCGCGUUGACUGCAUAUCGGAAUCUCCGUGCCUAUUCUGAUUCUAUUCUGGUUCUUGUUUUUUAACACAAUUUUCGAACCACGCCAAUACCACUAGCAUACAGACAGACAGAAUCUGCCACCUAAUAUUCAACUCCUCGACACUUUUUUUUCUGUUACCGGAAAUACGUAAAACAUUCCGAACGAAAAAAGCUUCUCAAGCAAACAAUCAAACAAAAUUAACGAAACAGAAAAAGUUUUAUUUUUCACUUUUAAAAUUCCUUAAAAAUGGGCCAGGAAAUUUGUUUGAAAAAUAAAAACAAAAUGAACCGGAUUUUCCGUCACUAAUUACACAACAUCCCUGGUGCACAGAUCCAAUUUCAAUUAAUGAGGGCAAAGUGAAUGUGUCAGAAUUGACUCAAAUUAAGAAUGAAAAAAAAUACAAAAAAUAUAUUAACAGAAAUAUGCAAGAUUUGAAACAAAAAAAAACUGCGGUAUGACAUGUAAACAACCAGUAUAAAGUGGAACAGGAAAUCCAUUCGACGUAAUGAAGAGAUGCAUUAAUAAAUAGAAGAAAAAGAAAAUCAUUAGAAAUAUUACUAAAAGCUAAGUUUAAUAUACAACAUCACAUAUGUAAGGGACAUUGUAAAUAAAGGAGUCUUUACAGUGUA